This is a messenger RNA of Ectocarpus siliculosus, 1924 nucleotides long. The record is from the annotation of a GenBank genome assembly. Lineage: Eukaryota; Phaeophyceae; Ectocarpales; Ectocarpaceae.
AUGGCGAACGACAUGCCAGAGCACGGAUACUGGGGCCCGGUGACGGCGACGAUAGAUUGGUGCGAGGAGAAUUACGCGUGGUCUUACUUCAUUGCGGAAUUCUGGAAUACGGUGAGCUCAUUGGCCAUCUUUCUCGCGGGCGUGUAUGGAUGGUUUAUGGCCGUCGCCGACGAUCUCGAGAUUAGGUUCCAGGUCUCUCAGCUCCUGGUGGCGAGUGUUGGUAUCGGCAGCGCCUGCUUCCACUGCACACUGAGGCAUGCGGAGCAGCAAUGCGACGAAACCCCGAUGGUCUUGGCUAUGCUGAACUGGUUUCAUGAGCUUUUCGCGGACACAUGGGAGAGCAACAGAUUUCUGAGAGAGGCGAUGCCGGUGCUGCUAGUCGUGUACGGUCUGGGGUUUGCUCUCUUGCACAACAUGUAUCGCUGGACGACCGGAUUCCAGAUACACUUCAUCGUGUGGGGCCUCGCCAACCUGGCAAGGUGCAUCUACGUGAGCCGCGAGAAGGGAGUUGAUCCUGCCACGGUAUUGCUCAAGAGGGCGGUGAUUUCAACCGCAUUGGCUACCUUCUUUUGGGCGACUGACUUCCACUUCUGCAGCCACCUUCAGAGCGGGCCAAUGCCGAACCCCGAAGGACACGCCUGGUGGCACGUGCUAAUUGCGUAUGCGAUCCUACAAUGCACCUCGUUCUCAAUAUACCGGCGGUGCAUCCAGCUAGGCAAGCCGGUGGCAAUCGUUUUGAAGGGACCUUUCGGACUUUGGCCGACCGUACGGGUGGUUUAGCCGUCGCCGACGGGAUCGAAAACGCGCACUCGAUGGUCAACCAUACAGAGGCAAGGGGGCGUUUGACACAAGCAAGAGAUGUCCAGGUGGAGGAAAUCUCAUCUCCAACCUUGUUGUCAUCAGCGGCUGCUUCGCCUCGUCGAAUAAAAUGUCGAGUUGAACCGGGAGCUAGUUCAACCCUCUUACUGCUGCAAGUAAGCCCGUAGGAUUUUUCACUCGUUGUGUGGUAAGACUGGGUACGCUCGAAUACUGUGGUACUGCGUACGUGUUGCUGCUUCCAACGCUGGACAAGCACUGCAGGAGGAAUGAAAGCUCAGGACGCGUAAUUGUAGGUCCCGUCAUUGAAAAUCUAGAUUCGAAUGAGGGUUGAGGUGGGGGGUGGGGGCGGGAACAUAACUUGUCUAGAGACCACCACAGUUUCCCGUCACUUACGUCAAUUUGCUACCGGAUGGGUGGGUGGCGUUUACGGCACCAUCUCGGGACCUGGACGUCACAAUUGAUUGGCGCUUCUCAGCCACCAAGCUCGUCGUCAGUAGCUGCUCAUUGAAGACAUGCUCUUCGUUGUUUGCACGAGGCUUGUCUCCGUAUAUAUAUUCCUUGGUUGUGCGUAAUGUAAAGAGUGGCUUAGAGUUAAGGGUUGGUUUCCAUCUGGGACAUAUCGGUCUCAAAUCACACCUCACUACCCCUUCUUGCGAAGAAACGUUGCAUCUAUGUAUCGUAUCUCUCCAAGAAGAGGGCUAAAUGAACGCGUGUUGCCGCGAUGCGUGUAACGUAAAAGGCAUGUAUGUAACGUGUGGAUGUCCAAAGCUACCCAGCAGUUUUAUCUCUUAUAGUCUGUCUGUGUGUUUCCUUUGGCCUCAUUCGAGUUGGGUGUAUGUACGUACAUACCAUGGGUUCAUAUUUCUGGCAUCCCUUCAUCUGGGCCGCGAUGAGGGUUCGACUGAUGUACCAGGCACUUCAAGUAUUAAAUUGGCGAUUGAAAAUAUUUUGCUUGGAUCUCUCCCCAGUUGUGUUCAUAGUAGUUUUGGGUUUCCUUGAUUGUUGUCUGGGAAUUGUUGCGUGUUGGAUAGAGUAUGGUUCAAUCUGUGUCGCCGUGUGAAGGUACACGCAUGAAGAGAGCGAGCGAGAAGAAUGCAUCAUUGCU